This is a messenger RNA of Drosophila willistoni, 852 nucleotides long. RefSeq names its product toxin Tbo-IT2-like. The record is from RefSeq and is a predicted model, not a curated record. Gene Ontology annotation, cellular component: extracellular region. The transcript has 3 exons. Gene Ontology annotation, molecular function: ion channel inhibitor activity. NCBI's taxonomy places the organism in Eukaryota, Metazoa, Arthropoda, Insecta, Diptera, Drosophilidae. The coding region runs from base 318 to 680 and encodes 120 amino acids.
UUGCAUUAUCUGAGUAACCUGCAUCCUGUCCCACUGUGCGACGUCUGCGCGAAGAGAACCAACAUUGAGCGCGCAUUGCAGUCGCUUUUUGGUGUUGCGGUUAAAUGUCCGUUUUCGAAUAGUUGAAUCCUUAUUUAGCGGAAAACGAAUCUAAAUAUUGGGAUCCUGAAUCCGUGUAACAAACCAUAAACCUGCAGCAUCAAACGACAAAGGAUAUAUAUUAUUAAUAUACAUAUCCGUAUAUUAUACAUUGACGUAGCGAUAUAAACGCCUCCUACAUUUGCCAAAAAGGCUGAUUACUAAGGAAAGGAUUAGCAAUGUGCUGGUCAAUUUUAGUUACAGGACUCCUGUUACUUGGAGUGUUAAAUGGAAAAGCUAUGAACGCAAUAGACUACGACCAUAUGGCACCAGACGACAGUCUUAUUAACCAAUUCCAACAGCAGAUGGAGGGCACAUCGCCAUAUGUGUAUAGAGAAAUGGAGAGGGUCGAAAACAUUCAGGCCAUCAAGCGCCUGCCCGUACCCUCUCGGUUUCCCGUGUACAGGCGCGUCUGUAUUCCUCGCAGUGGCUUGUGCGACAAUCAUCCCAACGAUUGCUGCUUCAAUAGCUCCUGCAGGUGCAAUCUUUGGGGCAAUAAUUGUCGUUGCCAGCGUAUGGGACUCUUCCAAAAGUGGGGCUGAAGACUAUAUGGGAAGAUAUAACUGCUGCCCCCUCCUGAUCAACAUGAUGCAGAUUCAAUCAUCAAAUAUGGAUAAGAAGGAAUAAAAAUAGCAAAUAGAAAAUAUGAAUAUGUAUGGGUUUGUGUGUGUGUGUUCACGUAUUUGUGCAUGUCAGUAAAGUCUUGUAAAUUAA